AUUUUGAGAAUUUUCAUAAAGCUUAUAAUUAGGGACUGAUCACUAAUAUUUUAAUUAUGUCUGACUCUAAUUCAAUUACUGUUACAGUCUUACCAGCUAUUGGAGAUGGAACAUAUAAAAGGUGUAUUUAUAAGGCAGCAGCAACAGGGGAUUGGAAAAAAGCUUCAUUAUACAAUAAAAUGAAUCCUAAUUGGACAAAUACUCCCUUAACUAUGGAUAAAGACACAGCUCUUCAUAUUGCAGUAAAAAUGGAAAAAAUUAAAUUUGUGACAAAGUUGGUCCAACAUAUAAGCAAAAAAGACAUGGAAAUUCGUACGGCUGAUGGGAAUACUGCAUUUUGUUUAGCUGCAAUUUCAGGGAAUGUAAAAAUUGCCAAAAUUUUAUUUGAAAAGAAUCCAAAUUUGAUAUGGAUUAAAGGAUAUGAAGAAAAGUUACCAAUUGAAUUGGCAUUCUUAGCUGGUCAAUUUCAUAUGGUGAAAUUUUUAUUUGAGAGGAUUGAAGAUGAUAUGCACAAUAAUAAUAAUAAUAUUAAUAAUAUUAAUUUACCCUUUAAAGAUAUAAUAAAGCUCUUUUUCUUGACUCUUAGCAGCCAUAAUUACUGUGGAGCAUGGAGUUUGUUGGUAAAGAUUCCAGAACUUGGUCGUACAGAAAAUGAAAAUGGCCUAACUGCCUUGCAAUUACUUGCUCAAUCAUCUUUUGAAAAAAAGGCUCCUCGUUACAAAGAUCUUAUAAGUUUGUUGUUCGAUGGAAUUGAAGAGGAAGAAGAUGAGUUUCUACAAUAUAAAAAAACAUCAAAAAUAAUGUUUGAUGCAGCACAAGUAGGAAACACCUUAAUUUUGGAAUAUAUUUUCAGUUACGAUCCAAAUAUGUUUAUGGAAGUAAAUAAUGAAGGGCAAAGCAUACUUCACAUAGCUAUUUUAAACCGACAAGAAAGUGUGUAUGAUCUAAUAUUGAGUAAGGGUUCAUACAAGAAUGUUUUAGUGCAAAUUGUUGAUCGCGGAGGAAACAAUGUUCUUCACUUGGCUGGAAAGCUAAUUGCAUCUGAAGGAAGAUUAGGAUCACCACAAUUACAUCAAGAUCUUAUUUGCAAAGAAGAGAAAUGGUUCAAGGAAGUGGAGAAGAUUAUCCCUCCAAUAUUAAAAAGAAAGAAAAAUAAAGAUGAUAUGAUUCCAGAAGAAAUAUUUUAUAGAGAACACAAAGGUUCUUCCGAAAAAGCUGUAAUUGAAGUGAAUAAAACAGCAGAUACAUGUUUAGUUGUGAUAUCAUUUAUAAUGACUUUAGGGAUAACAGGGGCCCUAUCAAUUCAAAAUAAUAAAAUUAGUGAAAAUACUCAUUUUCUUAAUUCCAACAAAUGGUUCAAAGUAUUUAUUUUAUCAAUUGGAUGUGGAGUGAGCUUGUGUGCAACAUCUAUGUUUCUCCAAAACUCAAUUGUGCUUCCAUCAACAUGGACAAAAAAACAUGGUUAUGUCACAACUAGAUUAUCUAGGAUGACACUUGGAUAUUUGUCCCUAUAUUCUGCUUUUCCUAAUAUUUUUAUGCUUUCUAUUUUUGCGGGUGCCGUUUUGAUAUAUAGUUUUUUUCCCACUUGGGUCUUUUAUGCUAUUGAUGUAUUUAAUGCUAUUCCAUUUGUCUUGUAUAUUAUUAUUUUCUAUUAUCCUUUAUCUAUUUAUGUGGGCUCUAAACUAGCCUCCUACCACAAGGUGCUGCUACAAUUAUGUCAAAGUAGAUGAUGAUACAAUGUGAGAGUGGUCCUUUUUAAUUACUUGUGUUGGAUUUUUCAAAUUGGACAAUAUUGUACUUUGUGACA
Messenger RNA from Cicer arietinum (chickpea), 1807 nucleotides. RefSeq lists its product as uncharacterized. Gene Ontology annotation, cellular component: membrane. NCBI's taxonomy places the organism in Eukaryota, Viridiplantae, Streptophyta, Magnoliopsida, Fabales, Fabaceae. Gene Ontology annotation, molecular function: protein binding. The record is from RefSeq and is a predicted model, not a curated record.